AUGAAAAAAGUAUUUAGAUUUGAUGAAUCUAGCAAUUUAAAAAAUGCUAUUUUUGUGAACACCAUUGAAAAUCAAAAGUCUGUUCUUUUAAAAACCAUCAAUCAAGAAUUUUAAGCAAAUAUCUUUGAAAAUAUACCUAGAACUUCAACUUUUUCAAAGCAUUUGAAAUAAUAAUUGAACCAAGAUACAUAAUAGCCAAAGAAAGGUGAUAAUCAAUAAUAAAUAUAAAUUAAAAAAAUGAGAGGAGAGAUCAAAUUACCGAAAUUUGAUGGAGAAGUCAAAUGGCCAUUUUUUAGAGUAUCAACAGAUGCAUCUAUCAAACAUUUUUGGAACAGAAAAACUCAAUAAGACAAUAAAAAGAAAUGGCAACAUGACAAUUAUGCAUUCUAAAGCAUAAUGCUUCGAAUAGGAAGGAAGAAAAAGAACGCAAAAGGCUAUUAUUUUAAAUUAACUUAUUCAGGAAUGCUAAUGUAUUUUAAAAAAGUAUUUAAAAUGUAUAAAAUAGGAAUCUGAUAAUUAUCCUAAGGGUUAUAUAGAAUUAAGUUACAAAAACAGAGCAAGUCUUUCAUUUUAAAAAACCAAAAAGAAUAUUUAAAUUCCACUCGUCUAUAUAGAACGAGCAGAGGGUAUAGGCAUAACAAUAUUUGAUCAUCAAAAUGAAUUAACUUUAUAAUUUUUUGAAGCACUCCAAGAUUUCUGUUUAAUGAAAGGGUAUGAACAUAUCUAUUCAGAAAUUGAGACUCUUGGAAGUGGGGCUUUUGCAACGGUGUAUAAGGUUUAAAGGAAAAGAGAUGAUGCAAUAUUUGCAGCAAAAACAAUAACCAAAAAGAUGUUUGAAGAGAAUAAACAUUAAGAGAAGUUUAUAGUAAAAAUUACAUUUACAUAAUAGUUUAGUAAAUGGUCUACAAUGAAGUAAUUGCAUUGAAAUCAUUUGAUCAUGUUGGUAUUGAAAAGAUCUAUGAAGUCUACUAAGAAAAGGAAAAACUAGUGAUAAUAAUCGAAUAUUGUGAUGGAGGCACACUUUAUCAGUAUUUUAAAUAAAAAGGGAGGUUGGUUGAGAAAAAUAUUGCAUGCAUAUUAAAAGGAAUUGGAGAUGCCCUUUUUGAAUUACAUUAAAAUGGAUUUGUUCAUAGAGAUAUUAAAUUAGAAAAUAUAAUGAUAGAAUCAAAAGAUACACUCUAAAUGAAAUUAGUGGAUUUUGGAUUUGCUGAACAAAUUAAUGAGGAAUAAUUGUUAAGCAAAGCUGGAACUCCAGGGUUCCUGCCUCCAGAAAUCUUUAAAGGAUAGCCAUACACUUCGAAAGGGGAUGUGUUUAGUCUAGGUGUUGUAUUAUACAUAGUAAUAUAUUAUGUAAUUAUUUUUAGUUAGCUGCUGGAUAUCCUCCAUUUAGAGGAAAGCCAAGCUAAAUAUAGGUUUUGAAUUAAAAAUGUUCAAUCAAUUUCGAAAAGCAUCCUUGGCCUGAAUUGUCGUAGGAUCUUAAGUAGUUGAUUAAGAAAAUGUUGGAAUCUAAAGUGGAGGAUAGAUUACUUAUUAGUGAAGUAUUAGAUUCAGCCUUUGUUACACAUCAUAUAAAGAAUGCAUCAGAAACUAAUUAUAAAUCAUAUUAGAUGUUAUCUGGCUUGGAAAUUGAAAAACAUAACAAAAAGACCAGUAUAAAGAAUUCUGAAUCUGGAGGGUCAAAGCAAAGCAAGGAAUUUCAAUUAGACUUUUCAGUUCAUACCAACGAUAUUAAAUCGUUGUAUUAAAAGAAUUCAAUAAAGACCUUAAAGACUGUAUAAUCGCAACGAUCAAGAAGACAAUCUGUGAAAUAAACAUAAAAUUUGAAGCAAUCAAUGUCUGCUCCUCGAAAAUCAGAUAUUGAUAAAUAUUAGGAGAAGAGGAAAUAAAGUCAUCCUGAUAGAUCAAGCUAUUAAAGAGACUCAGAAAUUUUGAAUAGCUCUUUUGGUGAGAUCAUGAAACAAAAUGAAAAAAGUAAAAUGAGAUAGUCAAUCAUGACUACAUUUAUAGAUUUUCAAGCCCUUUCAUCUGACCAAAAAUAGUUCAUAAGAAAAUCAGGAAAUAUAUUCAAUAAAACUAAAAUCCCAAGCCUAUGA
This is a messenger RNA of Paramecium octaurelia, 2093 nucleotides long. NCBI's taxonomy places the organism in Eukaryota, Ciliophora, Oligohymenophorea, Peniculida, Parameciidae. The record is from the annotation of a GenBank genome assembly.